This is a messenger RNA of Drosophila bipectinata, 452 nucleotides long. RefSeq names its product transmembrane protein 167A-like protein ksh (gene ksh). Gene Ontology annotation, biological process: intracellular transport; protein secretion. Lineage: Eukaryota; Metazoa; Arthropoda; Insecta; Diptera; Drosophilidae. The record is from RefSeq and is a predicted model, not a curated record.
CGGGCUAGGUUGGCAUCACUGAAGUGGAUCCGUUGUGGCACGUCACUAGUUUCUUUUAACAUAAACAUAUUUCCAAUUUUCUUGCACAAACGGAUCGCUAAAAAUGAGUGCCCUGUUCAACUUUCAGAGCCUUUUGUCGGUAAUUCUCUUGCUGAUCUGCACUUGCGCCUACUUGCGCUCGCUGUUUCCUAGCAUCAUUGACCGCAACAAAACCGGAUUGCUGGGAAUCUUCUGGAAGCUGGCUCGAAUAGGGGAACGUAAAUCUCCUUGGGUAGCGGCGUCAUGUCUGAUUAUGGCUUUUACCGUGCUCUUCUGGAGCUGAGGCCGCAUAGGUUCAUGGCACCCAACAUCCCCUAUAAUUUCUGGUUCGUUUGAGCCUAUCUGACAUGUAAGAAUUGUAAAUAUACUCUGCGUUCUGCAGCACUGGCAUUCUCGUCUUUCGCAACACUUCA